AUGACGGGUAUGGCUACGAGGGCCAGGCCGGAGGUUAUGGCCACCAGCCGCAAGAUUACGGGCAAGCACCGCAGGGUCAGCGACGGCCCUCGCAAGACUAUUACGGGCCUGGGGUGGGAGGUGGCGGCCGUCCCAUGCCUCCGGCCGGUCGAGGAGGUCCAGGACCCCGGCCCUCCACAGCAGAAGAUCAUCGGGGGCAUGCGUAUCCGCCUCGUGGCAGGGGAAUGGGACCUGCUCCUGACCGAGGUAUGCCCGGUGGCAGAGGUGGCCCGGCCCCCGACUUCCAUGGGACCGGCCCCGGGACGGGAACCGGCAGGCUAUGGAGGCUAUGAGGAUGGCUACAGUGCCGACCCCAACAUGGGCCCGCGUCACGACUUUGGUCCCCCUGGCCGCAGCAUGACCAUGCCCGUCCAGGAUUCUGGUGCGAGGCAGGCCAUGCCUGCACCUCAGCGCGUAGACUCGAUGCCGUUCAGUGGCCCUGCUGGACGUGGCAUGCCUCCGAGGCCGUCAACCACGACCGGCACGCGUCCGGUGCCUCAACGGACAUACCCCGAGGACGCAAGCGCAAAUAACCAGUACGGCGGCGCCUACCACGAUAGUAGGGGCUAUGGAAAUCAACCCGCGCCCGCUGUCGAUGAUUUCUUCGACUCAUACUUCGAUAACGACCCGGUAGGCAAUACGGACCAUGGCUCCCAAGCACCGCCGCAUCGUUCGAGUCUCCCCGAUUUUGAUUCCGCGCCGCCUCAACGGCGGGGAUCAUUUGAGCAAGCGAUGCUUCCGGGACCGCAGCAGCCUCACCAGGGCGCUCAUCAGACUCCAAGACUGCAUCAUGCCAAGUCAGAGGCGAACGUUCGCGAGCCGCAGGCGGCCGUGUUCGAGAUGGCCGGCGAUAUACCCUCGGUUCCUGCAGUCCCUCAUAUUAAGCCAUAUCAACCCGAAUUCUCGAACGGAUAUGGUGGCUCUGGAGGCUACGAACCGAUGCCACCCCCGGCCCGCGGGCCUAGCGUACCACCUGGUCCUGGAGGCGGUCCGCGACCCGGAGGUUUCGCUCGCGGCGACAUGUCCAGGACCCAUACUGGACUGUCACAGAGCACCAAUUCCGACUCCUUGCCCUCUCAUCCCACGCCUGUGCGUCCGGGGUUGAUGGCGAACUCGAUGGUCAGCAUGCAAGACAGACCGCCUCCUGUCCGUAACUACACCGGCGUGCCGCAGGGCACUCCAGCACAGCCUCAGGCCCCCCCUCCUCCUCAGCAACAGCCGCAGCAGCAGCCGCGGAUGGCUGCACGAGCUGGCCAUCGGGUUCCAGAGGUCGCGCCGUUGGAGGAACCAGUGACGCAACAGGAGCUCGAGAGACUUCGGAUGGUCAUCAAGGGCAACGCGAACGACCAAGCCUCAGCUCUGAGGCUGGCAAAGAAACUCAUCGAAGCGGCUGAUGUGCUUGCACCUAGGCUGCCUGAUCCCAAGCAACGUAUGAGAGCGCGCGAGCGGUAUCUACUGGACGCCCACAAGAUCUUGAAGAAGCUUUCCAACGCUCAAAACCAGGAUGCAAUGUUCAUCAUGGCCGAUAGCAUCGGCCGGGGCCUAUUUGGGCACGAACCGGAUAAUAAGGAGGCCUUCACACUGUAUCAAUCCGCGGCCAAGCUCGGCAAUGCGGCAGCGGCGUACCGGACGGCCGUCUGCUGCGAGAUAGGGCAUGAAGAGGGGGGUGGGACACGCAAGGAUCCAUUGAAAGCCAUGCAGUGGUACAAGCGGGCAGCGACGCUUGGCGAUCCGCCCGCCAUGUACAAGGUGGGAAUGAUUCUGUUAAAGGGACUGCUGGGCCAGCCUAGAAACCCGCGAGAGGCGGUGGGGUGGUUGAAGCGGGCAGCUGAGCAAGCCGAUUCGGAGAAUCCUCACGCUCUGCACGAGCUCGGACUGCUGUAUGAGUCUGCACAGCCAAACGACGCCAUCAUCCGAGACGAAUUGUAUGCACUGAAUCUUUUCCAGCAAGCGGCCGAUCUUGGUUACAAGUUCUCGCAGUUCCGGCUGGGAUGUGCGUACGAGUUCGGGCUGCUUGGCUGCCCGAUCGACCCAAGACAGUCCAUCUUCUGGUACUCUAAGGCAGCUACGCAAGAAGAGCACCAGUCCGAGCUGGCCCUCAGUGGGUGGUACCUCACAGGAAGUGAGGGUGUCUUGAAUCAGAGCGACACGGAGGCCUAUUUGUGGGCGAGAAAGGCGGCGGUCGCAGGGCUAGCCAAGGCCGAGUACGCCAUGGGCUACUUUACUGAGACGGGCAUCGGUAUCCCAGCGAAUCUCGAGGACGCGAAACGGUGGUAUUGGAGGGCUGCGGCGCAAGACUUCCCGAAGGCGCGAGAGAGGCUGGAGGACCUCAAGCGGGCGGGCAAGAACGGCUAUCCGAGACAACGUGAACGUAUAUCGCGGAGUCGCAUCGAGAAGCAGCAAGACGGGGAAUGCACCGUCAUGUAA
Molecule: messenger RNA, 2466 nt
Organism: Purpureocillium lilacinum
Lineage: Eukaryota; Fungi; Ascomycota; Sordariomycetes; Hypocreales; Ophiocordycipitaceae
Source: RefSeq, a predicted model, not a curated record